Molecule: messenger RNA, 2124 nt
Organism: Daktulosphaira vitifoliae (grape phylloxera)
Lineage: Eukaryota; Metazoa; Arthropoda; Insecta; Hemiptera; Phylloxeridae
Exons: 2
Coding region: 1-2124 (707 amino acids)
Source: RefSeq, a predicted model, not a curated record
AUGAACGCCGAAGAACUACGCAAUCAAUUGGAGGAGUUACACCAAGAAAACGCUCUCCUUGCAGCACUAGAGGCACAGCAAUAUCCAACAGCUUCAGUGAAUCGCGUUGCCGUCAAGUUGCCACCUUUCUGGUCCGAAAGACCGAGCUUAUGGUUCUCACAGGUUGACUCGCAGUUUGCAAUCUCGGGAAUAACAAAAGAACAACGUGUGCGGCAACUCAUCAAUGAAGAAGAACUAGGUGACCGUAAGCCAUCACAGUUCUUACGACAUCUCCGUUCCCUUGCCGGCACUACUACAUUACAAGACAAUAUUUUACGUCAACUUUGGCUCCGCCGUCUACCAUCACAUGCACAAGCUAUUUUAACCGCACUAUUAGAGCUUCAUCUGGAUAAGGUAGCCGAGCUGGCUGACAAAAUUGUUGAAGUGCAGCCAGCCCCCUCGCAAUUCGUCCAUGCUGUUGCCAGCACGAACAAUAAAAAGGAACUCGAUGUUUUAGCUGCCAUUGUAGCACUCACAAAACAGGUAAGCGAAUUAUGUGCUAAACGCCCGCAACGUUCCCGCUCUAGGUCACGUAACCGUUCAAACGUGGAACUGACUAACGGCAAAGGAUGGUGUUGGUAUCAUAGCACUUAUGGAGAAAAGGCUGCCAAAUGUAAAGUAUCAGGAAAACUCCAACGACAGUCAGUAGCGGCGGCAACAGACUGUCCGAACCCGAGCAGCCACCUGUUUGUAACAGAUCAAAUAACAAAACGACAAUUUUUAGUCGACUCCGGUUCUGACUUAUCUUGUUCCCCUCAACGGCUACUACGGGAACGACGCCAUGCCACCGAUUACGACCUCAGCGCGGCCAACAACAGUACCAUAAAAACUUACGGGACGGUCCAUCUCAAUUUGAAUUUAGGACUUCGACGCAGUUUCCCGUGGAGUUUUAUUGUCGCCGACAUGAGUACUCCUAUCAUUGGUUCCGACUUCAUGGCAUACUACCACUUGCUGCCGGAUUGCCGUACCAAACGUCUUAUUGAUGGUGUCACAGGCUUGGCUGUGAAUGGUAAGGUUUCCUCUGUAAAUCAAUGCAGCAUAAAAUCAGUUGCCAACACUUCCCCUUGGGCUGCACUUCUCGCAGAAUUUCCGGACAUCACACGUCCCACCGGAUUGCCCAGGACAAUAAAACAUCAAACGGUGCACCACAUUCUUACGACACCUGGUCAGCCAAUAGCCUGCCACCUACGCCGCUUAGCUCCAGAUAGACUAAAAAUCGCCAAACAGGAAUUCGCGGAAAUGGUCAAUGCAGGUACCGCUAGACCUUUAAGCAGUCCGUGGUCUUUACCAUUACAUUUAGCACCGAAAGGGGAGAACAGCUGGCGUCCUUGCGGUGAUUACCGCGCGCUGAACGCCCGAACUAUACCAGACUCCUAUCCAGUCAGACACAUACAUGAUUUCUCGCACAACCUGGCUAAUUGCACGCUAUUUUCCACAAUCGAUCUGGUAAAGGCUUACCAUCAAAUACCUGUUAAUCCGGACGAUAUAUGCAAAACAGCCAUUACCACUCCAUUCGGACUUUACGAAUUUCCUUUUAUGACAUUCGGAUUGCGAAAUGCUGGACAAACUUUUCAACGCUUCAUAGACGAAGUUACCAAUGGGUUGGACUUCUGUUAUGCAUAUAUUGAUGACAUUUUAGUAUUCUCUAAAUCGGAAGAGGACCACAAACAGCAUUUACGCACUCUUUUCGGGAGACUUUCUGACUACGGUGUUGUCGUUAACCCGCAAAAAUGUGUAUUGGGUUCGGCUGAGGUGAAAUUUCUAGGUUACCUAGUAUCUUCUGAAGGCACCCGCCUGCCACCGGAACGCGUCGACGCCCUACGACAGUAUCCAUUGCCAAAAUCUAUGCAAGGAUUACGACGGUUUUUGGGAAUGGUAAAUUUUUAUCGCCGGUUUAUUCCCAAAGCUGCCGACCUGCAAGCACCACUUCACGGUAUUCUCAAAGGCCCGAAGACAAAAGGUUCCCAACCGAUAGAAUGGACUCCCGAGUUAGAAAAAGCGUUCACCACAUGCAAAGAAAGUCUUGCGUCCGCUACUCUUUUAGUNCCACAUGCAAAGAAAGUCUUGCGACCGCUACUCUUUUAG